UGCACUCACACUGACAAGCACAGACGUGAGAUUCUGCGGUCGGUCGCACACUGGCGUAUGCGUGAAACGAGCUUCUCGACCGGGUGACCGCCCUCGCCAAACACCACCACUGUUUCUCCUUCCCCGAGGGCUCAGCCUCCGCAACGAACGUCACUACAGGUGACAGCCCGUUCCGCCGCUAAGCGUUUGUUCUCGAAAUGAUCAAGACAGCCCGAUGGGGCGGUGACCCUCAAAGAUGUGUGACCUAGCCGAAAACCAUUCGACUCUCCCUGUGGAGAUCUGAGUUGUCGCUCACCGAGGCAGCUGAGGUGUGUCUCUGAGGAAGAUGCUGGGUUCAGAGCGCGGAGUUGUUGAAGAAUGGCUCUCAGAAUUCAAGUCCUUACCAGAAACCCACCUCUCAAGUUAUGCCGGCAGCCUUCAUUUGAAGAAAUCCUUGGUACCAGCGCUGUACAGGGUCAUCCAGGAUCCCGGCAAUGAGCUGUUGGAGCCCGUCUGCCACCAGCUGUUCGAGCUGUACCGCAGCUCCGAGGACCGCCUGCGGCGUUUCACAAUGCAGUUUCUGCCCGAGCUGGUGUGGGUCUAUCUUCGAGUCACAGCCAGCAGAGAUCGUCAGAGCAAUGGCUGCAUUGAGGCCCUCCUCCUGGGCAUCUACAACCUGGAGAUUGUGGACAAAGAUGGCAACAGCAAGCUGCUUUCCUUCACUAUCCCGUCGUUAUCCAAACCUUCGAUAUACCAUGAGCCUUCAAGCUUGGGCUCCAUGGCCUUGACCGAGGGUGCUUUGUGUCAACAUGACCUGAUCCGAGUGGUGUACAGCGGCCUCCACCCUCAGAGAGAGACCUUCACGGCGCAGAACAGGUUUGAGGUGCUGUGUUUCCUCAUGCUGUGCUACAACUCCGCUGUGGUCUACAUGCCAUUGUCCUCCUAUCAGUCAGUCUGCAGAAUGAGCUCACGGUUGUGUGUAUGCGGUUUCCCACGGCAGCAGCAGAAACUCUGGCGGGAGCCGUGCAACCGCGUGCUUUUGGAUCCUGAGUUCAUGGUGCAGAUGCUGACUGCUGUUUAUCAUGCCAUAUAUAAUGGAGAGUGGGAGAUGGGGCGAGAAGCUUUAGAGGACAUACUGUACAGAGCCCAGCUGGAGCUUUACUCCCAGCCUCUCCUGCUGGGCAAUGCCAUGAAGAACUCACUGCCAGACAGCGCCCCGAACGAACCGCAGGGGCGCAAAGUUCUGCAGGUGGAAGUGACACCCACCAUUAGCCGCAUCUCCAUCUCCGCCAUCACCACCGCCUCUAUCCGACGCCACCGCUGGAAGAGAGAGGAUUGUUUUGACUACUCGAGCGAUGCAGAGUUGAGUGUCACCGUCGCUCGUCCUAAUCCCGCCCAACACCCAUCAGCCAAUGAGCAGAGAGAUGGGGGCCCUCACAGCCUCCACCGUCACAGCAGCAACAUCAUUCCCCCCAUCACACUCGAGGAUGCAGACGGUAUGAGCGCCGGUGAGGAUUCCUUCAACGCGAACGACCCAGAUGAGGGUUUCUCCUCCGGGGCAUCCAACAGCAGCCAGCCCAGCGGCACCAGGGCGGGCGGCGGUGGUCCGAGGGCCGGCAGCCUAAGCAGCGGCGGCAGCAGCAUCAAGAAAGCCAUCGCGGCCCGACUGUCCCGGGACAAGGAGCGAGAUAGGCCCGAGGUGGCGAAGCAGGUCGACGCGGCUGCGGAAGUCAAGCGCCAGCACCAGAGGAAGCAGUCGCCCCCGGCCAGCAUCCGACUCGACGCCAUCCAGCUGAGUCCCAUCAAGAAGCACCUGAGCUUUCCCUCCGGACCACCGCUGGUACGGACUGGCAGCACAUCCUCCAGUAAGUCUUUUGACUGCAUGGCCUUCAGCCUGAACGGUGGCACAAGGGAACAAGAGGGCGGCGGCGGAGGCUCGACCGAAGCCGGUGGGCGUCCCGCCGGCGGCUCCCACCGCCAUUCCACUGUCAGCCUGCAGGAGGGUCACAUGAUCAGGCCGGAUGACCCCCUUCUGUCCCCUGGGGCCCCCCUCAGCAAGCAGUCCCGCUCCCCCAGCUUCAACAUGCAGAUCAUAUCACAGGUUUAACGUGUAUCGUGGAUACAACAAAUGUCUGCACACCCUCGUUCACAUGUUAGAUUUUUGUCAUAAAAAAAAAAAA
Hippocampus comes (tiger tail seahorse) is the source of this 2159-nucleotide messenger RNA. Its product is annotated as protein FAM126B. Bases 326 to 2086 code for a protein of 586 amino acids. NCBI's taxonomy places the organism in Eukaryota, Metazoa, Chordata, Actinopteri, Syngnathiformes, Syngnathidae. Gene Ontology annotation, cellular component: plasma membrane. The record is from RefSeq and is a predicted model, not a curated record. Gene Ontology annotation, biological process: protein localization to plasma membrane; phosphatidylinositol phosphate biosynthetic process. The transcript has 14 exons.